AUGCUGCAGCAGAUCCUCCGCGACAUGUACAUUGACCCGGACCUCCUGGCCGAGCUGAGCGACCAGCAGAAGCACAUCCUCUUCUACAAGAUGAGGGAGGAACAGCUGCGGCGGUGGAACGAGAGGGAAGAAGAAGAGGCUGUGCAGUGGGGAGAUGGCAUCCAGCCACCUGCUACAAGUCAAAACUCCCCUAAUAAACAUGUUCAGUGGCUUCAUGGGACUGAUGGAGAAGUCUGGGUCUGGAUUAUGGGAGAAGCUGCAGGAGACACACCAUACGAAGAGAUUUCAGAGGCGCUAAUAGCGGAAAGGGCCAGGAAGCAAGCCCGGAAGGAGGCAGAGGAACUCUGGAAACAAAAGGAGGCUGAAAUCACCAAGAAGUUCCGGGAUGCUAUGGCAAAUGAGAGAGCCCGGAUUCUGGCGGAAAAGUGGAAAGUUGAAAUGGAAGACCGGAAGGCAGCCAAAGUGAUGGAAGAGAAGAUCCAAGAGGAACUAAAGAGAAUUGAAGAAGAAGAGAGACAACGAGGAGAGGAACAGAUUUGCCUUCAGGAAGAACAGAGAGCAAAGGAGUUAUACUGGAGCCUGAAACAAGCCCAAGAGACCCAAGCCAGCGAAAAGGAAGAGCUGGAGUGGGAGGAACAGUUGCGCCGUUCCAAAGCCGCAGACGAAGAGAGGCGGCACCAAGCCCGGUGGGCCCGGGCCGAACACCAGAGACAUUCCUUCCGAGCCAUAGAGAAGGGCAAAGUUGCCGGUCUGAGCAGUAUGUUCCAGGGAAUUGGCUUGGAUAAUGCACAGGGAGAAAAUGUGCACCACCAGCCCUCCCCUGACCUGUCAACAUCUCUCCCUGGGCCACUCAGCAGGACCAAGGCCCGGCCCCCUCGGCCUGUCUCCAGGGACACUGUCACCCGCUGGUUCAGAGAAGAGCAGUUACCUCGCCGGGCCUGCUUUGAGAGGAACACCAAAUCCAUCGCCCCUUGGUUCCAUGGGAUUAUCAGUCGGAAAGAGGCAGAAGAUUUACUGGUCACUAUGACAGAGGGGGCAUUCCUGGUGCGGGUCAGUGACAAAAUCUGGGGCUACGCCCUCUCCUAUCGCCAGCAGAAUGGGUUCAAGCAUUUCCUGGUGGAUGCCUCAAGCGAUUUCUACAGCUUCUUGGGGGUGGAUCCCAGCCGACAUGCUACUCUCACGGACCUGAUUGAUUUCCACAAGGAAGAAAUCAUCACUGCCUCAGGUGGAGAACUACUGCUGUAUCCCUGUGGACAGAGGGAAGAUCCUCCAGACUAUCACCUAUUAUUUGAAUGACUUUCUUUUUUUCUGGAGGCCUGAACUGAGCCCCUCACCCAUCCUGCUCCCUCUCCCAGUUCUCACUGCUCUGUCUUCUUACAGAAGGGAUGUCAAUGUCAUAUGAUUGAUUAAGAUUAUUCCAAACUUUGCUAAAGCCUCUGAUAAAUAACGGUUGCCAUAGCCAAUUAUUAAUGAAUCAUUAAUUAUGAGUCCAUCAAGAACAUGUCCAGAUAGGGCAAGUCUAUGGUUCAGCCUCUCAUAAGGAUCGUUGCUACCAAUUUGCAUCAGAAGCGGACUGGCCUAGUAGUAGAGCAGGGACCUGGG
Ornithorhynchus anatinus (platypus) is the source of this 1602-nucleotide messenger RNA. It is a transcript of the gene SH2D4B, whose product is annotated as SH2 domain containing 4B. Gene Ontology annotation, cellular component: cytoplasm. The record is from RefSeq and is a predicted model, not a curated record. The transcript has 10 exons. Lineage: Eukaryota; Metazoa; Chordata; Mammalia; Monotremata; Ornithorhynchidae. Bases 1 to 1296 code for a protein of 431 amino acids.